Saprolegnia diclina VS20 is the source of this 732-nucleotide messenger RNA. RefSeq lists its product as hypothetical. Lineage: Eukaryota; Oomycota; Saprolegniomycetes; Saprolegniales; Saprolegniaceae. The record is from RefSeq and is a predicted model, not a curated record. The transcript has 6 exons. The coding region runs from base 1 to 732 and encodes 243 amino acids.
AUGGUCCGACAAGUGACGCUCUCGGUACAUGGCAGCUCGGUCGUGCUCGGCGCCAACGGUAAGGCCAUCGGCCUCUACCACCUGCAGCUGCAGGACGGAGCACGCGUGCGCACGACGCAGGCUCGCUACAGCCUCCUUCGCCGUCACAUCUUCGACGUCUGCAGUGGGUACCCGUGGGUACUAGAUGCAUUCCCUCGCAAAAAGCCGCUGCACAGUGCCUGGAGCACGCUGGUCAUGGCCGAGCGCGAGCAGCAACUGGCGCACUGCUGUGCUCAGAUUUCCCAUAUCUACUUUACAAGCGCGAGCAUUGCGCAGCUGCAUUACUUGUUCGACCAUGCUGACAAUGUCUCUGCGACCAACACCACCUCGGACCGCACCGCCAACGGCAACAAUGACGCGCCCAGAGUGGACGACGACGAGCCCGAUGACGUCGUCUGCGUCAAGAGGCUCAAUGCUGCAAUGCUACAGCUCUUUCCCGAUCUCCAGCUGACCGCGCCUCGGCCGCCGCGCACCGUGCCCGCCAAGCCGCACGAACCUGCGCGCUGCGCAAAUCAUCUCGACGGCAACCAUGCGCAUCGCUUCACGCCCAGCCACCAGGACCACCAUGGAAACGUGCGCGGGUACGAGACGUGGCUGGCCGCCCCGCUUGUCCAAGCCGAGUUUGAUCCGGACAAGCUGAUGGCCAUUCUUCGCCACCACGUCGACGAACAAUUAGCAAACAAUUCGUUCUAG